Molecule: messenger RNA, 775 nt
Organism: Coregonus sp. 'balchen'
Lineage: Eukaryota; Metazoa; Chordata; Actinopteri; Salmoniformes; Salmonidae
Source: the annotation of a GenBank genome assembly
AUGAUAAUGAUAGUCAUAUUUUUCCUCAGGUAUGUGCUUGGGGGGAAGCCCUCUCUAAAGGAUGUGGUGUUUAGUAGGGGCAUCCAGCUCUUUGUUGAAGGUAAGCUGGAAUUUAGUACCUUUUGCUGCAAUAUGUAUUUGAAGGCUAAUUGUUAUUGACACGUUCUCUCACAAAGGAGCUCACAAUUGUCUGUAUUUCAAUAACAUUUGCUCAAGAGAGUUCUAAUAUUUCUCCAAGUGUUUCGUUCGAACUCCUUUCACCCCAAAGUCUUCAUGCAUGUUGACCUUCUUUGUUAUUGACACAUUCUCCCACAAAGGAGCUCACAAUUGUCUGUAUUUCAAUAACAUUUGCUCAAGAGAGUUCUAAUAUUUCUCCAAGUGUUUUGUUUGAACACCUUUCACCCUAAAGUCUUCAUGCAUGUUGACGUUCUUUCUCUUGUCAGGUUUGAACCCUUCUGAUCCAUCUGUACUCAUCCUCUCCUCCUUCGGGAGCGACCCUGGUGCCUCACACACACCUAUGCUGGUGUGUGUACUCAGUGGUUUACACACACACCUGGUGGACAUCAUUUGGUGGAUCAACAACACAGUGGUUACCCCAGAGAACAAUGUUGUUUGGAGUUCCAGGGGAAGCGAUGGCACGUACACAGCUACCGGACUGUGGACUGUGUCUGGAAAUGACUGGAAGCCACAGAAUGACUACUGGUGUGGAACCAGACAUGAAGGAAAGAUUUAUAUAAAUGGUACACGGCCCUCACUUUGCAGGGAUUUUACUUAA